Molecule: messenger RNA, 1166 nt
Organism: Prosopis cineraria
Lineage: Eukaryota; Viridiplantae; Streptophyta; Magnoliopsida; Fabales; Fabaceae
Product: rac-like GTP-binding protein RHO1
Exons: 8
Coding region: 378-878 (166 amino acids)
Biological process (GO): regulation of cell shape; establishment or maintenance of cell polarity; actin filament organization
Cellular component (GO): nucleus; cell cortex; plasma membrane
Molecular function (GO): protein kinase binding; GTP binding; GTPase activity
Source: RefSeq, a predicted model, not a curated record
GGCGUGUUGAGUUUGCUGAAAGUGAUCGUAUUUCCGACCGAUGAUGAAGACGAUUAUUAUUAUUAUUAUUACUAUUAUUAUUACCACUCCUACUUAAAUUGUAGAGGGGAUAAAAAAAACAGAAGAAAAAUACACAAAUUAUUAUAACAAAAAUUGACGGAAUUGCUGGCGAAGAUUGGUUAGCUCAACGAACGCUUCAACGGCAAAUUUCCCGGCCGAAAGGGUUCGUGUCUCACUCUCUGAUACCCUGAAAUGCAUGAUUGCAUCUUCUCCAAAAGGAAGCAACAGAAGGAGUUGAGUGGUGUGCAAUCGGGCCCUCAGGUGAAGAUCUGAGGCUUUGGUUUAUUUGGGGUUGAGGAGGAAAGGUUUCUAGAAGGAUGAGCGCAUCUAGGUUCAUCAAGUGCGUGACUGUUGGGGAUGGAGCUGUGGGCAAAACGUGUUUGCUAAUCUCCUAUACUAGCAACACCUUCCCCACUGAUUAUGUGCCAACUGUUUUCGACAAUUUCAGUGCAAAUGUGGUUGUCAAUGGAAGUACUGUCAAUUUGGGUUUGUGGGAUACUGCUGGACAAGAGGACUAUAACAGAUUAAGACCUUUGAGUUACCGUGGUGCUGAUGUUUUCAUACUGGCUUUCUCUCUCAUAAGCAAGGCCAGCUAUGAAAAUGUUUCCAAAAAGUGGAUCCCAGAGUUGAAGCACUAUGCACCUGGAGUCCCAGUUAUUCUGGUUGGCACGAAGCUUGACCUUCGGGAUGAUAAGCAGUUCUUCCUUGACCAUCCUGGUGCUGUACCCAUUACCACAGCUCAGAUAAGAUCUGACAUUUUUAUCCUCCUUGAAGGGAGAAGAGCUUCGGAAGCUGAUCAAUGCACCUGCUUACAUUGAAUGCAGUUCAAAAACUCAGCAGAACGUGAAGGCCGUCUUCGAUCAAGCCAUAAAAGUCGUCCUUCAACCACCGAAGACGAAGAAAAAGAAGAAUAAAGGACAAAAGGCAUGUUCAAUAUUGUGAUUCUUUAGGUGUAAAACAUUUGAGAGCCCUUUGUUCUUGCUAUAAUAUUGCCCUAUCCCGCCUUCUUCCUUUUCUUCAUUCCUUGUUGAGUCCAUGUGGGUGUUCAUUGGACUACAAUACACUAUAUCUCCUAGAAGCAUCUGACGUCUGAUUUCUUGGAAUUA